AGGAGGGAGAGAGGAAGAAAUUAAACGUAUCCAGUAGGACGGUGACAUUGUUUAGGAAUACCUUAGUGAGUGGGGCAGGGUUCUGGGUAACUGCAUUUCAUGCUGGUGACAUCAUCUCAUGGUCUUUAGGGAUAGAGAGACACAGAGUUCAUAGUCACGCUUUUUGGCAUAAGGCUCAGACUAGGGAUUUUCUACUCCUGAGGCAACUUAAAAGCCAGUCAGUCCUUCCUUCUUGGUAAGACCAGCGAUGCUUCCUGUAGAUGACGUGGUCUCUUGCCGGGGCUGGGGCUGGAAGAUCGUAGCUUUUUGGCCUGUCGGCUGGAGGCCCAGGCCCAGGGCCGUUUGGUUGGGAAACAAUGCUGAUCUCAGUCCCCAAGGCGCUUUUUUCACCAGUGUGAAAGAGGUGUGGAGAGGUGAAUCUUGCUUUCCCGUGCUAGCCUUGGCCUCCCUCAGCUUGACCAAGAUCUUGCAAGAGCCCCAGGUCCAACCGGGGUUUUGAAUCUGCUCAGGGGAGUAGGUCUCUGGUGUGUUUAAUGCUGUUCUUGGAGCUGAGGUAGCAAAUCAAGGGCCGUGUAUGUUACAUCCCCCCACCCCACCCCAGACCAUCCUGCGGUGGUUUGGAGUUUCCUGGUUUCUGUCAGGUCUGUUAUCCUGGCUGAAGGAGAGUGUUGUCACCACGUGGUGGCAUGUACUCACUCCCCCUUCCCAGUCUCCAUGGAUCCCAACACCACAGAGCAUUCUCGAGUGCAGUCAGCCUGUUAAGUUUUAAGCUUACUUGUUGGCAACCUGGCUGCUGUAUUUUUUUUUUUUUUUGAAGAGGGCGAAAUUCUUGGUUUCCCAAGGGACUGGGAACCUCUCAAGGAAUCCAGCCUUUUGGAACUCUCCUCUGUCUGAGCUGGGGUAUUUUGAAGGACCACAUGAAAGAAAAGGGAGUGGCUGUUAAGAUUUCCUUGGCUUUUGGGUUGUGAUCAGACAGUAGAGCGGCCUUAUGAGCGCUCACGGCUUAACGUGCCUGGUUAUCCAAGUGUGUGCCGCCAGGGCUGGGGGCACCUCAGAGAGUGACUCCGACUGAAUGGGGGGGGACCUCUUCCCCCACCCUGCCCUGUAAGAAAAGUGCACAGCAGAGAGCUGGCUCGCGUCUUCUGCCUCAGGAAGUAUACGAUGGCCCUUCUCCCGCCCCCAGCGCCGCGGAAACCCUUAAAUCUGCUCAUUGUCAUGUCCACAUGGAGAGGAGUGGAUGUGUGAUGCAAGUGGGAUUAUUUGGUCAUGAGUAUCUGCUGACUCAGCCUGGAGAGGAUUUUGAAGGAGAUGAGAUGAAAUUUCAUCCGUGCUGCCGCGAGCAGGGGGCGCGUUGCUGGCUGGAGGGAGGACUGUAGGCCUGCGCGAGCCAAGGCUCCAGAUGCACAUGUUGAAUGGAGCACUUCUGGCCCUGCUGUUUCCUGUGGUAAAUACCCGGCUGCUCCCCUUUGAAUUGGAGAUUUACUACAUUCAGCAUGUUAUGCUCUACGUGGUGCCCAUCUACCUGCUUUGGAAAGGAGGUGCUUACACCCCAGAGCCCCUCAGCAGUUUCCGGUGGGCCCUUCUCUCAACUGGCCUCAUGUUCUUUUACCACUUCAGCGUCUUGCAGAUCCUGGGCCUGGUCACCGAAGUGAAUUUGAACAACAUGCUGUGUCCGGCCAUCUCAGACCCAUUCUACGGCCCCUGGUAUCGCAUCUGGGCCUCGGGACACCAGACUCUCAUGACCAUGACCCACGGGAAGCUGGUCAUCCUGUUCUCAUACAUGGCUGGGCCCUUGUGUAAAUAUCUGCUGGAUUUGCUCCGGCUUCCAGCCAAGAAAAUAGACUGAAGGUGCUUGUCUUUUUUUUUUUUUUUUUUUUUCUCCCUGAGGAAGCAAGUCCUGACUUGACUUGGAGAACACCCAGUUCUUGAUGAAAUCAUGGGGAGAGGGCAGUAGGAUGUCUGGUGUAUUUCUCUUUCCCUUCUCUCUGUCCCUUUCUUCCAUACUCUUCCCUCCCCAGCUCUUCCGCCCAGGACAUCUCCUGGGCCUGAGGCAUCAUGCUGAGGGUGGGAUCCUUUCCCCUCCCCUUUGGCUCUUUCUCUCUGCUCCUAGUGGCCUUAUGUGGGCGAAAGUAGUCUGGCUUUCACUCUGCUUGUUGGUGCUUUCAUGACAGCUGGUUGAGGGGACGGGGACCAACAAGCAGUAGUUCUUUUGUUGGCAUUGAGGUGAUGAGAUUGGGUUGGGUUUCAUUUCUCCACUGCCAGGGACCUCCAGGCUUAUGCCAGGGUCCCCUUUUGUCUCCAGCACAGCCCCCACCAUGAUGGGACCGAGGCCUUGUUUCUAUACCAGCGGCAUGCCAAGAGCCAAGGGAUUUCCCCACUCAUGGCCAAAAUAGAACCUGCCAGAGUCUUCCCAUUGGUGUCCCAUGACUCAAAGCAAGCAGCCAACUAGCCACUCCCUCCAAGAUGCUGCCCUGCGGUGGAAGGUGGGGGCACUACCUGACCCCAAGGCUAGAUUCUUCUGGGGGUAGAGAGCUGUUGCAGUGGCAAAAUCCAAAGUGAACAAGUUUAAAGUCUCCACAGCUCCUACUUGGCAGGACCCUGGGUCCAUCCUGCCUGAGAGAGCUGAGAAGUGACCCACAUCCCAGUGAGAAGUUAGCAUAGAAAUUAAUCAACAGAAGUGGUAACUUGAGAAAACUGUGAUUUGAAUCAUAUGCUCCAUUUUAGUUCAAUGUUGAUAACAGAUGCCCUUUUAAUCUUGAGUGCCCCUUAAAUGUUUCUCUCUCUCUCUCUCUCUCUCUCUCUCUCUCUCUCUCUCUUCUUUUUAAAAGGCAGCUUCAGGGAAGAGUGAGCUGGAGUUGGUUGGGGUUUAUUUUAUUUUAUUAUUAUUAUUUUUUGUUUUGUUUUGUUUUUGUCAGUUUGUUUGCUUCUUUGUUUUUGGUUGUUUGAGUUCAGAGAAUCCUUGCAUCAGGGCCUGUCUCUGCGGGGGCUCCUGUCCAUCCGUUUCGUGCUUUUUAUGGGCUAUGUCAGCAUUCUGGGUUUGGAAAGAUACAGAUCCUGCCAGUGUUGUUUCCCGAGGGCCAGGGGUCAUCACUGUAGCCAGAUUCAGUGCUGAAUUGUUUAGCAUCGGGUGGGCAUCACGCACUCCCCUACUCCCCACCCAGCCCACCCUCGAAGCCCCUGUGUAGGUUGGAAGGGAGGUGCCAAGCAAUCAGACCCCCAUAGAUACAGGUUCAAGUGCUUCAGAAGGAACACCUUCUGUUGAAAGACUUGAACUCAGUCACACAUGGACUUGAAGGAGGGAGCCAGUGCCUGGGCAUUUGCUGACUCCUUGUGGGCUUCAACUAAGAACAGGUUUGCUUCAGAACAGUAAAAGCUGGUUCAGUGACUUCCUCUGAUGGCCCCCGUUCUCCUCUCCCACUGUGGGCAACUGGGAGGCUUUGGGCUGGGGUCCCGUAUUUCAGCUGUUACCAUAUCAGACCCAGGUUGAGCGUCAGUGUCUCAGUGGUCGAUUUUAGCAAAUGGACCUACGGAAGGCAGCAGAGUGCAGAAGAGUCUCUUUGAGCAUGGUGAGGCCCCAGAAGCCACACCCGGGAGGGACUGCCCUUCUCCAGUGGCCUUGCUAGCCUGGAGGCCAUCAAUCCCCAGGGUGUGGGGGAGCCAGAGAGAGCACACCUAGUACUCUCACUCCCCUUGAGCUCCUCAUGACGCACAGCCUUCAUUUUCUGCCGUCUUGGAGGGUCCGGCCAAGUCUUUUUAGUGACUCUCACCCUGGGGUCGUCCUCUGGAAGGGGGCCCCUCUGGAGCAGCUAGACUCACCCUGCCCACUGUCAAACCGCUGCGUGUAGGAAUGGCUGACGAGGAACUGUGCGAGGCCUCGGUGCCCCUUGGCUCGUCACAAAAGGAAAGGUUGGGAGGAGGUCACGGGAGGAGCCCCUGGGGGCAUGUCCUGUCCCCUCCCAGAACAAGGAAUCUCUGCAGGCAGAUGGUCUGUGCUGCAGCUGGGGGCCCGCAGCCUGGGUGUGGCAGACACUCCUCUUUGGAAUGCCACCGUGGCACGGCGAGUCGGCACUCCCUCUCUUCCUCUCCGUCUCAGUGGCAUGGCACAGGUCGCCCGUCAGCCCCGGCUUCCCUGUGUCGACAUGCCUUUGCCCUGGCUCCAGCUCAGUGCCCCAUUCGGGCUGAUAUUCUUUUGCUGGGAAGGAAAGAAGAAAGUGACAUCCCGGAGGCAGCUACAUGUGUCCAGGGAAGGGGGAGGUUGGGGGGGAGGUUGGAGGGGAGGUGCAGGACUUCCAGGGUGCCAGGCCAGCUCAGAAAAAUAUAGGCAGAAGGAAUAGAGAGUGAGCCCUGUCCACAGGCUGCGCGCGGCAUCGUGGCUUGUGUGGGAGGUGCUGGGGCGCUGCAAGUACCUGAUGUGGUCUUGUAGCUCACUCUUAACCUUGGGCCCAGCCCAUGGUGAGAGGUGACCUGGGCACCCCUACAACAGCCUGCCUUGGAAGGUGGCCCCUGUGCCAGUGGGCCCGGGCUUCCCAGCUCCUGCCGAGGGCUUUCCUGGCAGGUGCCAAGGAGGUUCCCCAGCCACCUUGGCCAAGUUUCCAUAUGCCAUUUGCCAGCGUGCGGGAGCUCGCUGCGUGCGCGCACGUGUGGGUAUCUGAGAGAGUGUUCGUGGAAGUGGACAGUUUCUUCUCAAACAGCCCCAGGAAGCGAAAGGAGGGCUUUCCCAGCCCCCAGGUAGUCUUGGCCAAGGAUCUGGGCCAAUGAUAAGAGUCCGCUUAGCUGGCCAACUUUGUGGCAUCAGCUCAGAAUAGAAGAGAUGGUCACGCCUGCUUGCAGCCCCCUCCCUCUUCCCAGGUAUACACAUUCCUCUGUCCUCUCGCAGGGUGGUCUGGGGUUCAUUGGGAUGGUCGGCUUCUGUCGCUGUCUGGUACCUCCAGGCUAGCUACCAGAUCACCCCAUUUUGCUGUAGCCUCGCUCAGGGUUUAGCCAUUUGUGCUUGUGUUAUGUGAAGUGGGCACAGCUCCCCACCGGUAGCAAGUUGUCGGUCUGUCUCUGCGCCCCGGGGCUGGGUGGGGCCCCGGGGCCUGAGCUCAGUGGCUCAGGGGUAACAGAAAGCCCUUGAUCUCCCCCCUCCCUCGGCCAGAAGGACUUCCCUGGGUUUGUAGGCGUUGAUCCAGAGUCAUAUGUCUUCUCUGGGAGAUUGACGGGGAAGCCGGGGAGGAAUGACAGUACAGGCCAAGAUGCUGGUGCUGGUUUGCAUAGGGAGGGCGUCCCUCAGGCCCUGGCAAGAUCGGAGGCAGGCCCCACCCUGGGGAGGGUCUUCCCACCACAUGGCCUGCCCUGCCCUGCCCUCUCUGAGGGGGUUAGAGUCCACGAGACGGAGUGAGCCGCCUUCUUCUGUAUAUAGAGUGAGCCAGUACUGUGCUCAGGAAAACCUAGUCACUUGUCGCUGCUCUGUCUGUGACGUUUUCGUACACUGGUUUGCUACUCCGGGCACGAAACAAAAACAAAACAAAGUCGUUUCAAGCAACACUGUCGUUUUGGAAACUGACUUUUCUUUUGGUGUGCGUUUUGUAUUCUAUUCUAAGGAAUUCUUCAUUUAUCUUGGUGUUAUUGUGGUGGAGAGAAUAAGAUAGUCUCAUUUUUGCCAGGAAAUGGGCACAUGCCUCUGUCCCCGCCCCCAUCCUUCCCCAUUUGCUGUGCACUGGGCAGAUCCCUCCUGUCACGUCCCAUCCCCCCACUCCCCCACUGGCUCCCUUUAGAACCAGUCUUUGUGAGCCUCCUAGACAGCAGCAGGGGGAGUGCCCUUGCCAGGCUGGUUCUUGGGUGGCCCUGUGCCCCCACCAGUUUUCUCACCUCCCCGGGGCAUCUUGUAAUGUAUUUUCCUCUGUUUUGUAAAACCUUCUGAUUGUGCCGAAAUGGUUUCUGCAGUCACCUUUAGAAAUAAGUUGUCAUUCAUUUGUGUGCUUAGCAUUCUGAACUUUCAGUCUUAGCUUUUUCUGUUGUUGAAGAUCCCUGAGCGGUCCCCUCACCAUGGGACUUUACUGUUACAAUGUUUUCUUCAUUUACUCUGAUUAAAAGAUUUAUGAGAACCCAGGAGUCCUGGCCUUCCUUUCCCAGAACCUUCUUAGAAGCCCAUCUGCUUCGAAAAGUAGACAGAAAGGGGCCACUUGUCCUCCACACCAUGGAGGGACCGCCAAGGGGUAGCUGGCGCUGUGCACAGCUUUGCCCUGGGAGCCCCGCGGCUGGCCCUGAGCUCCAUGCACUGCCUGCUUCUGCUGGGGCUGCCCCGGAUGCAACAGGCCUGCUUGCUUUUAGCAGGGACUGUCUUCUGGGGACAUCUGCUGGGUUCCUGGAGCCCCACAGUGUGCUGGGCCAUGUGGCAUGACUGCUCUUAGAGGAGGUAACUUAGAAACCUGACAUGUCCAGGGCCACCUUUCCCGGGUUCCCCGAGGGCCGGUAGGUUCCGUGCCAGAACUGUUCAGCACAGGCAGACUGUCCCGUGGGGUGGGGGUGGAACACUAUCAGCCCUGCCCCUUUGGGAACAUUCGCACCUGCCUUUCUGAAGCCACGCACUGAGCAGCCCGUGGUAACCGUGAACAGGCCAGCCUGCCUUUGUACCAGACAGAGGCCCUACUUGGUGUUUUGCUGCUUCUCGAAGGGACACAGCUAGCCAACCUUCCUCCCCCCCACCCACCACCCCCGGUGCAGGUGGAUCGGCUCGUUGGCUGGUAGUUGGGCACCCAGGCUAUCAAUGAGGCAGGGGCCUGCAGUCCCAGGCUACAGAACCACUAGCUUGGGUCAGGCUCUCCGGCCGCCCCAGGCUCUCCACCUGCAGAACAAUAGUGUGCGUGGUGUGGUGCUAAGUCCCUCCACACGCAUGAUCUCCUGUAACCUCCACAGAGGCACACUGAGCUGACUGGCAACGCCCUCUCUGUCAGAGAAAGCGGGCUCUGGGCUGAAGGAGACGCUGGCAUGCGAAGGCAGUUUCGUUAGACUCUAAAGCCCAUGGGCUUUGCACUCUCCCUGGAUGCCGCUGCCUGUCUGUGGUGCCCGGAUUAACAAGGCAGACCCCUGCCCAGGGCUGCCCGCGCCCACCCCGAGAGGAAUGGGUGGAGAGCCAGGCAGUGGUGUGGAAGGCGAGAGAGGCGGGGGAACCCCACGAGUGUGCGAAGCAGAGAAGCCAAACCCAUCUUUUCUUGUGACCCCGGUGAGCCCCAGAGCGGAGCUGAGAGUGGACGCGAGGCCAGGCAAGAGCUGGCCCAAGGGGCAGGACAGAAAGUGGCUGCUGGAAGGAGGUGAGGAAAAUUGGUCACAUGGCCUUUCCGUGUGGCUCCCUUUUCAGAAAGAGCUGUUGGGGGCAGCUGGGUGACUCCGUCAGUUAAGUGUCCAACUCUUGGUUUUGCCUCAGGUCAUGAUCUCAUGGUUUGUGAGUUCGAGCCCCACAUCAGGCUUCGUGCUGACAGUGCAGAGCCUGCUUGGGAUUGUCUCUCUGCCCCUCCCCCUCUCAUUCUCUCUCUCUCUCUGUCUCUCUCUCUCUCUCUCUCUCAAAAAUAAAUAAAUAAAUAAAUAAAUAAAUAAAUAAACUUAAAAAAAAAAAAAAAAAGAAAGAGCUACACACCAGUGACCUAGGCCAUGACCUUCUCUCCCCUGACCUAGCGAGUCUGCUUCCACCCGCCGCCUCUGUUCCAGUCUGUGUCCCGUGCCGCAGGCGGCAAAUGCACAUCUGCCUGCAUUGCUUCCCUGGGCCCCGCAAACAUCUUUCGCUUCAUCUCCUCUCCCCCACGCCUCCCCCCUCCCCCGAGAACCAUACACAGGGAGAGAGACCCUUUGCUCCAGCCCACUUUUCACGCAGUGACGUUUUCCGCUUCCUUUUCUCUUUGUGCGGGUUUCUCAGCUCCCCAGUCUCCCUUCUUGUCCAAAGGCCUGAGCUCUAGUGUCCACUCCUGGGCCAGUCUUCCCUGAGCUGCAGUCCGAGUUAGGUACUUCGGCUUGGCUCCUGCAAGCACCUGGCGCUCACUGUGGGGCGCCAUGCACCCCCUUGCUAGGUAAUGCAUUCUGGCUCCUUGUACCUCUAUAGACUGAGCUCCUGGAGGGCAGGGAUGGGGUGUGAUUCGUUCUCCAGCCCGUGGGACAGGACCUGUUCCAUAGAAGGUUCUCAGUGAACAUCGAUCUUACCCAGGAGUGCUGCCAAAUGGUGAGAGGCACCACUGUCACCCCAAGGAGAAACCUUGCCACGCAAGCUGUCACCCAUCCCGUGCAUCCGUGGGUUCUCCCACGUGGAGCCAUGCGCCUUCGUUUGCCCAGGUGCCUUGAGCUGCAGCCUGGGGGCCUCCAUGCUGAGCCUUCCCUGGACCCCUGGGUGGAGGGUGGGCAAGGCGUCCGGCUACGUUUCUGGAUCCUUGGGAGCUGUUCAGUCCCCACCAGGGUCGUUCCCCCCCGCCGCCCCGUUCCCUGGGGGCACACCGGUUGGUGUUGGCACAGCCAAAACCCCGCCUGCCCGUGGAGUAUGUCCCCUAUCCCUCGGGGGGGUAGGGAGCGGCUAGGGAUGGUUACAGCGUGAUCCCCCAAUGAAUUUUCCCCUUGUCCUGGUUUGCCAAGGCCGGUGGAGAGACGGAGCUACAGACGUCAGUCUGACAAAUGCAAUGGCUUAUUCAAAGGAUGUGUGGUUUGCUGACCUUGGCAACAGGCGAGGCCGGCCUCGUCCAAAGUCAAGGACUCCCUGUUACUGCCUGUACCCACCCCUCUCCCGGUCAGCAUUCGCCCGGCAUCCAGAGUGCACAUCUGGGGUGUCUGAGCUGCCUGGCAAGGAGGUUUAAGUGUCUGCCAGGGGCGCGGUAGGGAAGGCUGCUCCUGUUGCUAAUGGAUGACCCGAAGGGCUCUGCCGCCCACAGCUGACUUCCUAACGUCAGUGCGGCACCUCUGGGAGUCUCCCAGCAAGGCAGGUCUGGGCAGGGAGGUUCAACACUUCCUCAGCAAAGCUCUGACAGGUGACGGGGCCGGUGGCACGGGCUGCAUAGGUGUUCUCCUUUCCAGCGAGGCCUCGAAAACCUUACCUCUGCUCCAGCUACCAGUGCUCCCUGGUCUCUCCUGCCUCCUCCUCCCCCUCCCCAUUCAGGGGGGCCACCGGGGUGCCACCUGCUCUGGCUGGCCCUUCAGCCAUUCGUUUCCUACUUUCCAGGAGUCCCAAGUCCCUUUACUAGUCAAUCUGUAGAAGACAACUCGGCUCUCCGGUCUCCUGCCUGCUGGGAAUGGGGGGCCUUCCUGUGCCCCUCCAGGAUACACCCCUGGAGUUCGAGAAUGUGGGAGCUGACAGGAUACUCAGGCAGGAGCUCCUAGAUUUUCCUGCGUAUUAGGAUCACCUGGGGAGCUUUCACAAAAAAUCCCAAUGCCCAGGCCUCGCCCCAGCUCAUGAUUCAAAGCAAACUUUUUUUGGUUUUGUUUUUACUCGAAGCUUCCAGGUUGUGAGUCAUCUCUUUGACCUGACCCUCUACACCAGUGCCUUUUAAAAAUAGAAAUAUUCAAGGCCUACCAACAAGUAGGAAGACUAAUACCUAAAUCCAGCUCAAGGAGAAGAACGUUACCAAUGCCGUGGAAACCCACCCUUACACCGGAAAUUUGGAGAUUGUUCCUCAGAGCUUCAGGGAGUCUGGAGAAGGUCCUUAGGAGCCACCUCGGGGGGAGGGAUGGGUGGGAGCAGAGUGGGUGAGGCUCUGAUCUUUCCCCUUGCUUCCCCCGGAACAAUUCUAGUUUUAUUGUUUUGUACAUUGAGGUCCUGUAAGUAAUUUCAUUGGGAAAGACAUUUAAAAGUCACUUAUUUCCACGCUCACUAGUCCUGUCUCCACUCUUCCCUGGAUAGGGGUUGUUCUGUAAUAGCGAUAGGUGCGCUUGGCCAGGUCCUACCUCUCUGAACUCCAAGGUGGCUGUGAAAACCACCAGUGGGGGAAAAAUGGCUUUAUCAAGUCCUGUCCGAUGUCAGGGGGCUCUGUUUCCAGACAGUGCAGUUACUCUGCAUGUUCUCAGCGCACAGACAUUACUUGGGGUUUUGACUACACUCACCCACUGUGCCUUAAUGUGCCCCAUGUGGUUGGGGUCUGGGGUGUGGAGGAGACAUGAUACCUCAGUUUUAAAGAAUGUGUCUGUGUUUCAUUGACUCUAAGACCUCUCCCCACACCUUGUCUUUUUUUUUUCACACGUUAAUGCCUCUAAAUUUGGGAUGCAUAUGGGGUGCCUGGGUGGCUCAGUUGGUUAAGCGUCCGGCUCUUGACUUCGGCUCAGGUCUGAUCUCACGGUUGUUCAUGAGUUUGAGCCCCGCAUCAGGCUCUAGGCUGACAGCUCGGAACCUGCUUGGGAUUCUCUCUCUCUCCUCUCUCUCUCUCCCCCUCCCCAACUUGCUCUCCAUUUCUCUCUCUCUCUCUCUCCCAACAAAUAAAAAUAAACUUAAAAAAAUAAAUUUGGGAUGCAUCUUACAAUCAGUGGCCUGACAUUUUAAUCAGCAGCUUAGUUGUCUUUUCCAGGGGCACAUAAAAUCCGUGGCCAUCUUGCAUCUGAGGUGUCUUAGAGUUGCCGGGAUGCCGUAAUUGUUCCUUGCCCCAUGAGAGUCCCCAUCCUGGGAGAGAAAACCCCUUUGGAAAAACUUACAAACGAACUUGUCACCUAUAGUCUUGUUCCAACCCUCCAUCCUCUUUUUCUUUCCUGCCAGCAUCCACACAAGCUCUCUGCUUCCUGACCAGAGCGGGGCUCACUUUGCUGGGCUACCUCUUGGGGCAGGGAAGGAGGCCGGGUGCACCUGUAUAAGGAGCACACCAUGCCCACCAACAGGGAAUGAGGGAGGGAGGGAAGGAAGAGACCAGAAAGAGAGCUGGAGGAAGAGCCAGACAAGCUAGGCCAGCCAUCCCCGACAGCUCUGGUUUCUUUAUUUCCCACCCACGGCCUGGCCAGACAGCUCAGGCUGCUUCCCUGGGGAUUUCCCAGGGCUAGUCAUUGCCAGAGGUGAGCGAGGAGGGCUGUAGGGAGAAGGGGCCCAGCCUUGCCCUGGGUUGACGUGAGCAGCUGCCUGGCCCACACAGAGGAAGACCGUGAUUUCCUCACCUCCUCCGACAAGGCAGAAGCGUUGGGCAGUGGGCCUCUCAAGGAGAGGCAACACCUCGGCCUAGGGUAGUGUAUACUGUGGGCAUUGACCGCACUCGGAGAUUGCCACCAACCAUCCCUCAGUGCUGGCAGCUGCUCUAAUGAAGCUUGGCCCUUGUAGCCUUGAGGCCAAGCUCUUCCAGAAGGGGAAGGAGUGUCUGCAGGGAGGUCCAGGGAUACUUGAGCACAGGAAGAGGUUUUUGGGACGUCCCCUGCCCCCUCCCCGCGCCCCUCCCAAGAGCUUAGGAAGACACGAUCAGCCUGGAUUACAGCUGCCCUCAUGUAACUGGGUUAAAGUGUUGGCCUACUUAGGCCCCUCCUGCGGUGGCCUCCUUCAAAGCUGAUGAGGCCGAUUAGGAGGCUAUUUCUGAGCCCUAGUUGUGUACCCAGAAGCCUGGGGGCCGUCCUCCUGUGACAAGAAAGACAAUAACUAAGGCUAGACGGCCAAGGGCAGGCUCGGCCCUGCCUGUGGGAGAGCAGUUCUGUCAGACCUCGUGUGUCCUUGUAAAACAAAGAGUCAAAUAAUGUCAAGCCUAAGCACCUGGGGUUUGAACUUCAAACCAACCAGUUUUCAGCCAAAGACCUUGUCCUAUGUCUUUGCUGUCUCCAGUCCUAGAGAGAGAUGACAGAGAGGCAAGAGGAAGCCUGCCUCCAUCGAUGAUCAAUGAUAGCCACCUUCCUCCAUUCGGUAGGUGCUGUGCAUUUGAGGGCUAUUUUUGUUGACCUUCUCUGAGCCUCAGUUUACUCAUCUGUAAAAUGGAAAUAACAUCAGUACCUGCUUCCUGGAGCCGGUGUGAAGAGUGACUAGAUAAGGCACGUAAAGGCACUUGGCACAGUGCCUGGCCCCUUAAGCCCUGCUUCCAUCAAUGCCAGACGCCAUCACUGCUAUCGUUACCACCGCUACUGCCACCACCAUUGCCACCCUCAUACUCAUCCUCAUCGAGACAUCAGAGUGAACGCUAGAGAGCUCAGUCUCUGGAGCCUGACAAGCUUGGUCUGAAUCGUGGCUCUGCCAUUUUGUAGCCUAGGUAGCCUUAGAUAAUUGGUAACUUCUUUGAACUAGAUUCUUAUUCUGUAAAAUGGGAGAUUUAUAAGGCUGUUGAAAAGUGGAUGCCAUGGUCCUUACCACACAGUAAGCACUCGAUCAGUGCUGGCUCUUUUAAUUACUUAAAAGGAAUGAUCAUGAUCAGUGGUAUCAGGGGUUGGGGUAGGGAGGGAUGAGUAGGUGAAGCACAGAGGACUUUUAGGGCAGUGAAACUGUUCUGUAUGCUACUGUAAUGGUAGAUACAUGUCGUUAUACAUUUAUCCAAACCCACAGAAUGUACAGCAUCACCAGUGAAGCCUAAUGUAAAUGCUAGACUUUGGGUGAUAACGAUGUGCCGAUGUAGGUUCAUCAUUUGUAACAAAUGUGCCACUCACGUGUGGGGAUAUUCAUGGUGAGGAGGAGGCUGUGUGUGGAGGGCGGGGUGGCAGGCAGUGAGUAUAUGGGAACUUGCUGUACUUUCUGCUCAAUUUUGCUGUGAACCUAAAAGUGCUCUAAAAUUACAGUCUAUUUGAAAGAAACGGGAAAGAAAAAGGUGAUCGAACUAGAUUGUUAUAAAUCUGGGAUGUUAACCAUAAUCCCCAUGGUAACCACUAAGAAGAUAAAUAAAAGAUACAGAAAAGGAAGAGGGAAUCAAAAUGAUUCACAAGGGGAAAAAAAUCCAUCAGACACAAAACAAGGCAUAGGAACUGAGGAACAAAAAAAGAUAUGACGUACAGAAAACAAAUAGCACAAUAGCAGAAAAAAAAUCCUAAAUAAUUAGUGACUAUCACUAAUCACUAAAUGUAAAUGGAUUAAACUUGCCAAUUAAAAGAAAUAGGUUGGCAAAAUGGAUGUGAAAAAGACAUGACCCCACUUAUAUGCUGCUUACAAAAUAGAUUAGACCCGAAGACACAAAUAGGUUGGAAGUGAAGGAAUGAAAAAGAUACUCAGUGGAAGUAAUGGUUACCAAAAGAGAGCCGGGGUGGCUACAUACCAGGCCAAAUCAAUUUUAAGUGAAAAACUGUUACAAGAGGCCAAGAAGGGCAUUUUUAUUGAUAAAAGGCUUGAUUCUUUGAGAGGAUACAAUUCUGAACACACAAGACACCAAACAGAUUUAAAAGAUCAGAAGGAAACACUGACAGAAUCAAAGGGAGAAACAGACAGUUCUAUAGUAAUAGGUGGAGACAUCUAUAUCCCACUUUAAAUAAUGGAUAGGACCCUUAGACAAUAAUAGGUCAAUACGGAAUGGAAGACUUGAAGAACAGUAUAAACCAACUAGACCAGAAGACAUACACAGAACACUCUACCCAGUAAGAGCACCGCACACAUUCCUCUCAAGUGUACAUGUACCAUUCUCCAGGAUGCACCAUAUGUUAGGUUAUAAAACAAUCCUCAAUACGUUUUAAAAAGAUUGAAAUCAUACAAAGCAUCUUCUGUGAUCAAAUGGAAUGAAGCUAGAAAUCAGUAACAGAAGGAAAACUGAAGAAUUGCAAAUAUGUGGAAAUUAGACAACGCACUCUUAACCAAUGGGUUAAAGAAGAAGUCACUAGGGAAAUUAGAAAAUGCUCUGAGAUAAAUGAAAAUGAAAAUACAAUAUACCAGAAUGUACAGGAUAAAGUGAAGGCAGUGCUCAGAGUUGAAUUUAUAGCUAGGAGGAACACUUUCAUUAAAAAGGAAGCUCUGAAAUCAACACCCUAACUUUACAUCUUGAGGAAGUAGAAAAAGAAGGGCAGAAUUAAAUGAGAAAGAGAAUAGAAAAAUAUAGAAUCAGUGAAACCGAUAAUUGGUUCUUUAAAAAGAUAGACAAAAUUGACAAAACUUUAGCCAGACUCAUUAAGAAGAAAAAGACAAAUAAAAAUUGGAAAUGAAAGCAAGGGUGUUACCACCAAUCUUACAAAAAUUAUAAGGCUCAUCAGAGAACACUAUAAGCAGUUGUAUACCAAUAAAUUAGUCUUCAGGAAAUGGACAAGUUCCUAGAAACAUACAAAUUACCAAAACUGACUCAAGAAGAAAUACACAUCCGAAUAGACCUAUCAGUAAAGAGAGUGAAUCAGAAUCAAAAACCUCCCAACUAGGAAAAAGCCCAGGCUUCAUUGAUGAAUUCUACCGAACAUUUAAAGAUUUGACAAUAAUCCUAUUCAAACUCUUCCAAAAAAAAAAAAAAAAAGAAGAACAGAAGAGG
Molecule: messenger RNA, 14330 nt
Organism: Panthera uncia (snow leopard)
Lineage: Eukaryota; Metazoa; Chordata; Mammalia; Carnivora; Felidae
Gene: TMEM164
Product: transmembrane protein 164
Exons: 5
Coding region: 1400-1846 (148 amino acids)
Source: RefSeq, a predicted model, not a curated record